GGCGCCCCGGACACGCCGCAGCUCCGCAGGCGCCUGCCGUGCCCAGCGCCCGCCCGGGACCGCCGAGCCAGGAGGAGGCCACGGAGAGCCAGCGGCCAUGGCAGGAAAAGCUCACAGGCUGAGCACGGAGGAGAGGGAGCAGCUGCUGCCAAACCUGAGAGCUGUGGGGUGGAACGAAGUGGAAGGCAGAGAUGCCAUCUUCAAAGAGUUCCACUUCAAGGACUUCAACCGGGCCUUUGGCUUCAUGACCAGAGUGGCUCUGCAGGCAGAAAAACUGGAUCACCACCCAGAAUGGUUCAAUGUGUACAACAAGGUUCACAUCACCCUGAGCACCCACGAGUGCGGCGGCUUAUCGGAGCGAGACAUCAACUUGGCCAGCUUCAUCGAGCAGGUUGCAGCUUCUCUCUCCUGACUAGAGGGGGAGACACACAAAGCCAAAAAUCACAACCUGUGUCUUGCCUGGAUACCUGCACCCAGAGCCUUCUCCCACCUCCAAGCCAGUUCCCAGAUCCAGGCUGCCUAACAUCAUGCCAAACUCCCACCACAGCUCAGAGGGAUGGAGGCACUUCUUGGCCACAAUAUAUCCAUCUCUCAUCGUCCUGCUUCCCUUCUUAGCAGUGUGCCUCCACCAGCCUGCCAACUGCUGUGCCUCAGGGCCUUUUCAGCAGCCCUGCCCUUGCACCAGGAGUCCUGUUACACGGUUGCCCCACUCAACUUGUCCCAAGCUUGACCCCCACCCUCUAUGUUCCUGCUCCUUGCCUACUGGAAGAUGCCUUCUGCCCAACCUGUGCUGCUCUGCAACGCAGCAGCAACUGCGAUGUGCAAUUUGGUUCUUGGAACCUCUCUCUAGCAGUAUUGGAAGCAAGCAUCAGAUGUUCUCCCUCUUGUAACUGGUUUUUAGUGGGAUACCAACUCGAAAUGUUUACAAUAAACAUCUCUGUGAACCUGA
Molecule: messenger RNA, 949 nt
Organism: Pogoniulus pusillus (Red-fronted tinkerbird)
Lineage: Eukaryota; Metazoa; Chordata; Aves; Piciformes; Lybiidae
Gene: PCBD1
Product: pterin-4 alpha-carbinolamine dehydratase 1
Exons: 4
Coding region: 98-412 (104 amino acids)
Biological process (GO): tetrahydrobiopterin biosynthetic process
Molecular function (GO): 4-alpha-hydroxytetrahydrobiopterin dehydratase activity
Source: RefSeq, a predicted model, not a curated record